AUGUGGAUGGGUUUGGUACCACUAGGUCGUUUGGAAGACUAUUGGUCACAAAAUGGAGUCUACAACAUGACAAUUCCACGAAAUCGUUUUCAGAUAUUACUAACUAUGCUUCAUUUUGAUAAAAAUGAAACGAGCGAUACCAGUAACAGGCUGCGAAAAAUACAGCACCUAGUUGACAUGCUACAACAAAAGUUCAAAGCCCUAUUUUACCCGGGAGAAGAUUUCGUUAUAGAUGAAACUCUUGUUCCAUGGAGAGGGCGCCUAAUUUUCAGGCAAUAUAUUCCAAAUAAAUCCCAUCGUUAUGGAGUCAAACUGUUCAAGCUGUGUUCAGUUGAUGGAUAUACAUGGGGUCUUAAAGUCUAUACUGGAAAGUCUGCAUCUGGAGAGCGUGAAACCGGAUUAGUAAAAAGUGUGUGUUUGGAACUAGCGGAAUUACUUCUCAAUCAAGGCAGAACUCUCUAUAUAGACAAUUUUUAUACUAGUUAUGAUUUGGUAAAGUGUUUGCUAGAUAAAAAAACGCAUGUUGUUGGAACACUAAGAGCAAAUAAAAGAGAUAUCCCAAAGGAAGUCCUCCAAGCAAACUUAAAGAAAGGAGAAAUGAUUUCCAGAGAAGACGAGAAUGGCAUUGUUGUGUUAAAAUGGAAGGACACCCGUGAUGUUCGGAUAUUGAGCACAAAACAUGCACCUAUAUUUGUUCCAGUUGCACCUAGGAAAAAACGAGCAUUGCAAAUGGAGCAAGGGAAAAAUACAAAUCAACAUGCUGCAACUACUUCAACAAGCCAAAGCCUUCUACAAAGCAUGCCAUCAACCAGCGCAAAUCAAUUUGCAGUCAUACCCUCAACCAACUUAUUAUCUGAACAACCAUCUACCAGCACAAAAACAAAUAGACAAUAUCGAAGGGCUUUAGAAAAACCUGAAGCCAUAUUGGCAUACAAUAAAGGCAAAGCUGGCAUAGAUUUGUCAGAUCAGAUGGGGGCUUAUGCCACAACACUAAGAAAAGGUGUUAAGUGGUACAGAAAACUAGGAUUAGAAUUGUUGUUAGGCGUUGCAGUAGUUAACGCAUGGGUUGUAUAUCGACAUGUAACAAAAUCCAAAAUGAAAAUUCGUAAAUUUAGAGAGAGAUUAGUUUUCCAGUUGCUUGGUAUGGCUAUAGAUCCUGAUCGUAAUGAGCAAACAAGUAAAAAAACGCACCACCUGAUUGAUAGGAUCCAUGAAAAUGGUAAAAAGGUACGACGUAAAUGCCAUAUAUGCUAUAUCAAUAUUUCUAAGACAGAGGGUCGUGAACAAGCCAGAAAAAAAGCAAAACUAACUUCCACAUACUGUGACAAUUGUCCUGACCAGCCUCAAAUGUGUCGUAAUUGCUUCAAUGCUAAACACUGA
Molecule: messenger RNA, 1380 nt
Organism: Stegodyphus dumicola
Lineage: Eukaryota; Metazoa; Arthropoda; Arachnida; Araneae; Eresidae
Product: piggyBac transposable element-derived protein 4-like
Source: RefSeq, a predicted model, not a curated record